Messenger RNA from Colias croceus (clouded yellow), 2800 nucleotides. It is a transcript of the gene hay, whose product is annotated as general transcription and DNA repair factor IIH helicase subunit XPB. Bases 414 to 2741 code for a protein of 775 amino acids. Gene Ontology annotation, cellular component: transcription preinitiation complex; transcription factor TFIIH holo complex; nucleotide-excision repair factor 3 complex. Gene Ontology annotation, biological process: transcription initiation at RNA polymerase II promoter; nucleotide-excision repair. The transcript is spliced from 17 exons. Lineage: Eukaryota; Metazoa; Arthropoda; Insecta; Lepidoptera; Pieridae. Gene Ontology annotation, molecular function: 3'-5' DNA helicase activity; DNA binding; hydrolase activity. The record is from RefSeq and is a predicted model, not a curated record.
AAUAUAAAAAUGUGAAACAUUGUUAGGGACUUUUUAUAAAAAGUUUAAUACCUUAUUUUAUUGAAAAACAUUACCAACAGAUUUCUCUACUAAAACUCAAAUACAUAUAUGCUCACAAUAUUUACUAAAAUAAAGAUUUUUGUACAGUAAAGUGAUAUAUUUCUUGUAUGGAUGGUUGGCCUUUGGUUUUGUUUUGAUUUAGUCAGCCAUACUCUUAAUAAAUUCCUCUAUUGUACCAAAGGUUGUCUGGAAGAAAUCGCUCUAAGCGAUAAGACCGCCAAUUGUACUUAGUGAACAUCCAACUUACUAUAGCAGUACUGCAAAGUAAAGUCUAAAACCAUAACAAAAGUGACUUGGAAUUUCAUACAGUAUACAUAUUAUUAGUGUCUGUUAACAUAUUUUAAAGAUUUAACAUGGGACCACCUAAGAAGAUAAAAAAGUAUGAUUCCAAAGCUGGAGGAGAGAGAUCAGGUAAAAAGAAGAAAAUAGAAGAAGACAUCACAAUAGAUCUUGUUGAGGAUGAUAACCCAGAAAACACUGGUGUCCCUGGAGCUGCUAUGCAAGAUGCAGAGAAAAAUGAUCAAGUACCUGAGGAUGAAUUUGGAGCCAAAGAUUACAGGAACCAAAUGGAACUUAAAGCUGAUAAUGCAAGUCGUCCCCUAUGGGUUGCUCCAAAUGGUCACAUAUUCUUAGAAGCAUUUUCACCUGUAUACAAACAUGCUCAUGACUUUUUGAUCGCUAUAGCAGAACCUGUUUGCAGGCCACAACACAUCCAUGAAUAUAAAUUAACUGCAUACAGCUUAUAUGCCGCUGUAUCAGUAGGAUUGCAGACAAAUGACAUAAUAGAAUACUUGCAACGACUAAGCAAAUGUGCGGUACCUGCUGGCAUCAUGGAGUUUAUUAAACUAUGUACCUUGUCAUAUGGAAAAGUUAAACUUGUUCUUAAGCAGAAUAGGUAUUUAGUUGAAAGUAAACAUGUAGAAGUAUUGCAAAAGUUACUUAAAGAUCCAGUGGUCCAACAGUGUCGGUUAAGACGCGAUGGUGAUGACGAAUUGUUGUCAUCUGCUCUUCCAAACAAACCAGCUACAGCUUCUACUAAAAUUGGCGAAGACAAACCAGCUGCAAAUGGAAGUGUGCCUGAAGAUAUCAGUCAGUUCUACCAGCAAUUGGACAAAGAUGAUGAAGAGGAAGAAACAACAGAUAUAACUGCGAAUACUGCAGUCGCUUUUGAAGUUGAUCCUGAUAAAAUUGAGGUCAUACAAAAACGUUGCAUUGAACUGGAAUAUCCAUUACUAGCCGAGUAUGACUUCCGUAAUGACGCAGUUAAUCCGGACAUCAAUAUUGAUCUCAAACCAACGGCAGUAUUACGACCUUAUCAAGAGAAAAGUCUAAGGAAAAUGUUUGGAAACGGAAGAGCAAGAUCGGGCGUGAUAGUGUUGCCUUGCGGCGCGGGCAAGUCGCUGGUGGGCGUGACGGCGGUGUGCACGGUGCGCAAGCGCGCGCUCGUGCUCUGCAACUCGGGCGUCUCCGUCGAGCAGUGGAAGCAGCAGUUCAAGUGCUGGUCCACGGCCGACGAUAGUACUAUAUGCAGAUUCACAUCAGAAGCAAAAGACAAGCCAAUGGGUGCGGGUAUACUAAUCACAACAUACUCAAUGAUAACACACGGGCAGAGGCGCUCGUGGGAAGCGGAGCAGACGAUGAAAUGGCUGCAGGCGCAGGAGUGGGGGCUGGUUGUGCUGGAUGAAGUACACACUAUACCCGCUAAGAUGUUCCGACGUGUGCUGACAAUUGUACACUCGCAUGCUAAGCUAGGUUUGACCGCGACCCUCUUGCGUGAGGACGACAAGAUCGCGGACCUGAACUUUUUGAUCGGGCCGAAGCUGUACGAGGCCAACUGGCUCGAGCUGCAGGCGGCCGGCUACAUCGCGCGCGUGCAGUGCGCGGAGGUGUGGUGCCCCAUGACGCCGGAGUUCUACCGCGAGUACCUCGUGCAGAAAAUCAACAAAAAGAUGCUGUUGUACGUUAUGAAUCCUUCCAAAUUCCGCGCAUGUCAGUUCCUCGUCAGAUACCACGAGAAGCGAGGCGACAAGACCAUUGUAUUCUCUGACAAUGUGUUCGCUUUGAGACAUUACGCCGUGAAAAUGAACAAACCAUACAUUUACGGUCCCACAUCGCAGAAUGAAAGGAUACAGAUUCUACAAAACUUCAAGUUUAACCCCAAAGUCAAUACUAUAUUCGUCAGUAAAGUCGCCGAUACGAGUUUUGAUUUACCAGAGGCUAAUGUUCUAAUUCAAAUAUCUUCGCACGGCGGUUCUAGGAGACAGGAAGCGCAACGAUUGGGUCGUAUUUUGAGGGCUAAAAAAGGCGCGAUAGCCGAGGAAUAUAAUGCAUUCUUUUAUACUUUAGUGUCACAGGACACUCUAGAAAUGGCAUACAGCAGAAAACGACAACGGUUUCUUGUCAAUCAGGGUUACAGUUACAAGGUGAUCACAGAAUUGAAAGGUAUGGACCAAGAACCUGAUUUGAUGUAUGGAUCAAGAGAAGAGCAGGGUAUGCUGUUACAGCAGGUACUGGCCGCAUCAGAAACGGAUUGCGAGGAGGAACGCGAGGGUGUAGUGGGGGGCGUGGCGCGGCGCGGCGGGGCGCUGUCGUCGCUCGCGGGCGCUGACGAUGCGCUGUACUUGGAGCACCGCCGCGGGCAGCACAAUAAGCACCCGCUGUUUAAGAAGUUCCGCUGUUGAUGGUAUUUAUUUAUGUAAACACCCUUGUAUUUAGACAAAUUGUGAAAAAAUAAAAAUAU